AUGCGCAGGGACAUGAACGGGGUCACCAAGAGCCGCUUUGAGAUGUUCUCAAACAACGAUGAGGCCGUGAUCAACAAAAAACUGCCCAAGGAGCUGCUGCUGCGCACCUGCACGAGCCUCAGCAAGUUCUGCUCCAAACUCAGGCAGCUGGACUUGGCCUCCUGCACCUCCAUAACCAACCUGUCCCUGAAAGCACUGAGCGAGGGAUGCCCGCUGGAACAGCUCAUCAUCUCCUGGUGCGACCAAGUGACCAAGGACGGGAUCCAGGCCCUGCUCGAGGAUGAGGCCCUGAAGUACAUUGGAGCACAUUGCCCCGAGCUGGUGACUUUAAACCUCCAAACCUGCUUGCAAAUCACGGACGACGGGCUGAUCACCAUCUGCAGGGGCUGCCACAAGCUGCAGUCCCUGUGUGCCUCAGGCUGCUCCAACAUCACUGAUGCCAUCCUCAACGCCCUGGGGCAGAACUGCCCUCGCCUCAGAAUACUGGAGGUGGCGAGGUGUUCCCAGCUGACCGACGUGGGCUUCACCACCCUGGCCAGGAUAACAGACAGCACCCUAAUCCAGCUUUCCAUACACUGUCCACGGCUCCAAGUCCUGAGUUUGUCCCACUGUGAGCUGAUCACGGACGACGGGAUCCGUCACCUCGGGAACGGCGCCUGCGCCCACGACCGGCUGGAGGUGAUCGAGCUGGACAACUGUCCCCUCAUCACCGACGCCUCCCUGGAGCACCUCAAGAGCUGCCACAGCCUGGAGAGGAUAGAGCUGUACGACUGCCAGCAGAUCACCCGGGCGGGGAUCAAGAGACUCAGGACCCACCUCCCCAACAUCAAGGUCCACGCCUACUUCGCCCCGGUGACCCCCCCGCCCUCGGUGGGCGGGAGCCGACAGCGCUUCUGCAGAUGCUGCAUCAUCCUAUGA
Chiroxiphia lanceolata (lance-tailed manakin) is the source of this 918-nucleotide messenger RNA. It is a transcript of the gene FBXL20, whose product is annotated as F-box and leucine rich repeat protein 20. The record is from RefSeq and is a predicted model, not a curated record. Gene Ontology annotation, cellular component: SCF ubiquitin ligase complex. The transcript is spliced from 10 exons. Gene Ontology annotation, biological process: SCF-dependent proteasomal ubiquitin-dependent protein catabolic process. Gene Ontology annotation, molecular function: protein binding. Bases 1 to 918 code for a protein of 305 amino acids. NCBI's taxonomy places the organism in Eukaryota, Metazoa, Chordata, Aves, Passeriformes, Pipridae.